This is a messenger RNA of Capsicum annuum, 1270 nucleotides long. Its product is annotated as mediator of RNA polymerase II transcription subunit 15a-like. Gene Ontology annotation, molecular function: transcription coactivator activity; chromatin DNA binding. The record is from RefSeq and is a predicted model, not a curated record. Lineage: Eukaryota; Viridiplantae; Streptophyta; Magnoliopsida; Solanales; Solanaceae. Gene Ontology annotation, biological process: regulation of DNA-templated transcription. The transcript is spliced from 5 exons. Bases 35 to 514 code for a protein of 159 amino acids.
CUGCUUUUUUCAGUUUCGUUCUUCCGCCGGAGCUAUGGAUUUCGGUGACUGGCGGACUCAAUUUCUGUCUCAUUCUCGUCAAAGGAUUGUCAACAAGAUAAGGGACACCUUAUUAGGGCAUCUUCGGGUUUAUACUCAAGAAGUAGUACAAGAGCUUAUGAGAAUUGCAGUGAGGUUUGAGGAAAAGGUCUAUACUGAAGCGACAAGUCUGCACGAUUAUUUGCGGAAGAUAUCUAUAAAGAUGCUCAAAAUUGAAACUAGAUUUCAAAAUCCUCUACUUCCCAAUGCAGUUAGUAGUGGUCCGAGUGCCCACAGCCCAGAAGCUGUUUCCUAUGAAACUAUUUCUGGGCCGGAGGUGAGUGACGAGGAUGAGGACGCUGAGGACGUGUCAAAGGAGGAUUCUUUCAAGGAGGUGGCCGUGACAAAGAAACAAAAAUCUGCUGUUGGACACAAAGAAAAUGUUGAAGUUGGAGAAAAUGAGGUGCAAGCAUCAACAAUUGGGAAGAGGGGAUAAGGCGGUAGCUCAAUCAAUUGCUUUUUGUGAUGAUUGUGUCGAAAAUGACCAAAGGAAGUUGGAUACUGAAGAACAAAUAGCGCCUUGUCGGAUUAAAGCUUGGUAGGCUAAAGAGUGGCUACUAAUGAAUAUAGAAGUAGCAGUACCUAUUUUGAGGGUAAUAAUAGGACCAUAUUUGGACAAUAAUUUUUGUAUGGUAUGUUCAAUAUCAACUAAAGAUUUAUUUCUCAAUAACUGUAAGUUCCCAACAAAUGGAAAUGUAAAUGGUCCUGGUGGGAGUUUUUUCUUGGUUUUAGAAUUUGAAAAGAAAUAGAAGAAGCUAAGGAGAAACAUGAGAAUUGUGAGAAUGAUGGACCAAGGAUCCAUUGUGCCCCACCUCUAUUUUUUCCAUGGCAUUCAUUGGCCCCUACAUAUAGGGAUGCAUGGAGCUAGGUUUAUCCGACAUCUAUGUCUUCCAAUUUUUGGUAUGCACAAGUACACACUUAAACUUGUUAGAUAGACACAUUCUAUGUGACAUCCAGAUGACAAUCUCAUUCAAAUUCGUAUCUGAUAGAAUUAAGGGUGUUAAGUGGGCCAGGCUGGGUCAACCCGGAAUCGGCCCAUGAUAGUUAACUGGUUUGGUUGGUGGGCCAGGCCGAUUUGGGUUAAUUGGGCCAGGUCGGAGCCGGAUUCAAUAGUAAAAAAUUUAAAAACAAUCCUGACCCAACCCACUUAACCCAACCCAGUCAAACCCACCUAAAUCCGGUCAAACCCGGU